AUGGACCAGACCACCAAACGUCCGCGUGACGGCGGUCUCAACGAUCCUCGGUUGGGGUCCAUCGACAGGAACUUCAAGUGUCAAACGUGUGGCGAAGACAUGGCCGAGUGUCCGGGCCACUUUGGCCACAUCGAGUUGGCCAAGCCCGUGUUCCACAUCGGGUUCAUCUCGAAAAUCAAGAAGGUCUGUGAGUGUGUAUGUAUGCACUGUGGUAAGGUGCUUGUAGACGAUAAAAACCCGCUCAUGAUGCAGGCGCUCCGCAUCCGCGACCCGAAGAAGCGGUUCAACGCGGUCUGGAACGUAUGUAAAUCUAAAAUGGUCUGUGAGGCCGACACCAUCGACGAAGAGGGCCAGCUAACCUCCGGAAGAGGCGGCUGUGGCCACACACAGCCCACCGUGCGUCGAGACGGCUUGAAGUUGUGGGGAACAUGGAAACAGAACAAGACGUUCGAGGAUAACGAACAGCCCGAGCGCCGUUUGUUGACCCCCUCGGAAAUCUUGUCUGUUUUCCGUCACAUCAGCCCCGAGGACUGCCACCGUCUCGGCUUCAACGAGGACUACGCGCGACCCGAGUGGAUGUUGAUCACCGUGUUGCCGGUGCCUCCUCCUCCUGUGAGACCCUCUAUCGCUUUCAACGACACAGCGCGUGGUGAGGACGAUUUGACCUUCAAGUUGGCCGAUAUUCUCAAGGCCAACAUUAAUGUACAGCGUUUGGAAAUGGACGGUUCGCCGCAGCACGUUAUCAGCGAGUUCGAAGCGCUCUUGCAGUUCCACGUCGCCACGUAUAUGGAUAAUGACAUUGCAGGCCAACCACAAGCGUUACAGAAGACAGGCCGUCCGAUCAAAUCGAUCCGUGCCCGUUUGAAGGGUAAGGAGGGACGUUUGAGAGGUAACUUGAUGGGUAAAAGAGUCGACUUCUCUGCCCGUACCGUCAUUUCAGGUGACCCCAACCUUGAUUUGGACCAGGUCGGUGUCCCAAUCUCCAUCGCUAGAACGCUUUCAUACCCGGAGGUCGUGACCCCUUACAACAUCCACCGGUUGACCGAAUACGUGCGUAACGGCCCUAAUGAGCAUCCCGGUGCCAAGUAUGUGAUCAGAGACACCGGUGACCGUAUCGAUUUACGUUACAACAAACGUGCUGGAGACAUCGCUUUGCAGUACGGAUGGAAGGUGGAAAGACACUUGAUGGACAACGAUCCUGUCUUGUUCAAUCGUCAACCUUCUUUGCAUAAAAUGUCGAUGAUGUCGCAUCGUGUCAAAGUCAUGCCAUACUCUACGUUCCGUAUGAACUUGUCUGUCACUUCGCCUUACAAUGCCGAUUUCGAUGGAGAUGAAAUGAACUUGCAUGUUCCUCAGUCGCCAGAGACCAGAGCUGAGAUGUCGCAGAUUUGCGCCGUGCCUCUCCAGAUUGUUUCUCCUCAAAGUAACAAGCCAGUCAUGGGUAUCGUGCAGGACACGUUGUGUGGUAUUCGUAAGAUGACCCUUCGUGACAAUUUUAUUGAGUACCAACAGGUGAUGAACAUGUUAUACUGGAUUCCGAACUGGGACGGUGUGAUUCCGCCGCCAGCAGUGCUCAAGCCAAAGCCGUUGUGGACAGGAAAGCAGUUGCUUUCGAUGGCCAUUCCAAAGGGUAUUCACUUGCAGAGAUUCGACGAUGGAAGAGACAUGCUCAGUCCAAAGGACAAGGGUAUGCUUAUUGUGGAUGGUGAGAUCAUCUUCGGUGUGGUUGACAAGAAGACAGUUGGUGCAACAGGAGGUGGUUUAAUUCACACUGUUUUCCGCGAAAAGGGUCCACAACCAUGUGCCCAGAUGUUUAGUUCGAUCCAAAAGGUGGUCAACUACUGGCUCUUGCAUAACGGUUUCUCCAUCGGUAUUGGUGAUACAAUUGCCGAUAAAGAAACCAUGAGAAACGUCACCCUGACGAUUUCCGAGGCCAAGCAAAAGGUCCAGGAGAUCAUCUUGGACGCACAGAAUAACCGUUUGGAGCCAGAGCCUGGUAUGACGUUGCGUGAGUCCUUCGAGCAUAAUGUUUCCCGUGUUUUGAAUCAAGCUCGUGACACUGCAGGUCGUUCUGCAGAGAUCAACUUGAAGGAUUUGAACAAUGUCAAACAGAUGGUUACUUCCGGUUCCAAGGGUUCGUUCAUUAACAUUUCGCAGAUGUCGGCCUGUGUUGGUCAGCAAAUUGUCGAGGGUAAGCGUAUUCCUUUCGGAUUUGCCGACCGUACCUUGCCGCAUUUCACCAAGGACGACUACUCUCCUGAGUCCAAGGGUUUCGUGGAAAACUCGUACUUGAGAGGUUUGACGCCGCAGGAAUUCUUCUUCCACGCCAUGGCUGGUCGUGAGGGUCUUAUUGAUACCGCCGUCAAGACUGCAGAAACCGGAUACAUUCAAAGACGUUUGGUUAAGGCAUUGGAAGAUAUCAUGGUUCAUUACGAUGGUACCACGCGUAACUCUUUGGGCGAUAUCAUUCAAUUCGUCUAUGGUGAAGACGGUAUCGAUGGUACUGCUGUUGAGAAGCAGUCUGUGGACACUAUCCCUGGUUCCGAUGCCAGUUUCGAGAACAGAUUCAGAAUCGACGUUUUGAGUCCCGAACACUCGCUUCCGGAAUCGCUCUUGGAGUCCGGUAAGGAGAUCAAGGGUGAUGUCGCGUUGCAGACUGUUUUGGAUGAGGAAUACUCUCAACUCUUGAACGAUCGUGCAUACUUGCGUGACGUCUGUUUCCCCAACGGUGACUACAACUGGCCACUUCCUGUGAACUUGCGUCGUAUUAUCCAGAACGCUCAACAAAUCUUCCACAGCGGACGUCAAAAGGCGCUGGACUUGCGUCUAGACGAGAUUGUUCAUGCAGUCAAGGAAUUGUGCGGCAAACUCUAUGUUCUUCGUGGCAAGUCAAAGCUCAUCAAGGAGGCUCAAGAAAAUGCCACUUUGUUGUUCCAGUGUUUGUUGCGUUCCCGUUUGGCCGCGCGCCGUGUCAUUGAGGAGUUCAAGCUCUCGCGCAUCUCGUUCGAGUGGGUUUGCGGAGAAAUCGAAACCCAAUUCCAGAAGUCGUUGGUUCACCCUGGUGAGAUGGUCGGUGUUAUUGCUGCCCAGUCCAUUGGUGAGCCUGCCACCCAGAUGACGUUGAACACUUUCCAUUAUGCCGGUGUGUCUUCCAAGAACGUCACCUUGGGUGUUCCUCGUCUUAAGGAGAUUUUGAACGUCGCCAAGAAUAUCAAAACUCCAGCCCUUACUGUCUAUUUGGAGCCUGAAAUCGCUGCGGAUAUCGAGAGAGCCAAGGUUGUUCAGUCUGCUAUUGAGCACACGACUUUGAAGAACGUGACCCUGGCUACCGAGAUUUUCUACGACCCAGAUCCAAGAAGCACGGUCAUUGAGGAGGAUUACGAUACCGUUGAGGCUUACUUCGCUAUUCCGGACGAGAAGGUCGAGGAGACCAUCGAUAACCAGUCUCCAUGGCUUCUCCGUUUGGAGUUGGACAGAGCCAAGAUGUUGGACAAGCAGUUGACCAUGGCCCAGGUGGCCGAGAAGAUCUCCCAGAACUUCGGUGAAGACUUGUUUGUCAUCUGGUCCGACGAUACCGCUGACAAGUUGAUUAUUAGAUGUCGUGUCAUCCGUGACCCCAAAUUGGAGGAAGAGGGAGACCACGAAGAGGACCAGAUCUUGAAGAGAGUCGAGGCUCACAUGUUGGAGACCAUCUCCUUGCGUGGUAUUCCUGGUAUCACCCGUGUCUUCAUGAUGCAACACAAGGUCAACACCCCAGAUGCUUCGGGUGAGUACACUCAGAAGCAGGAGUGGGUGUUGGAAACCGACGGUGUCAACUUAUCCGAGGUCAUUGCAGUUCCCGGCGUCGACGCGCUGCGCACAUACUCCAAUAACUUUAUCGAGAUUCUCUCGGUAUUGGGUAUUGAGGCUACACGUACUGCCCUCUUCAAAGAAAUUUUGAAUGUUAUUGCUUUCGACGGUUCGUACGUCAACUACCGUCAUAUGGCUCUUUUGGUUGAUGUGAUGACUGCCCGUGGUCACUUGAUGGCCAUCACGCGUCACGGUAUCAACAGAGCAGAGACCGGUGCCUUGAUGCGUUGUUCUUUCGAAGAGACUGUCGAGAUCUUGUUGGAGGCUGCCGCAUCUGCCGAGUUGGACGAUUGUCGUGGUAUUUCUGAGAACGUCAUCUUGGGUCAAAUGCCUCCUUUGGGUACCGGUGCUUUCGAUGUCAUGGUUGAUGAGAAGAUGUUACAACAGGCAGGUCCAAGUGACGCUGGUCGUGCUCAAGUGGGUGCUUACGCGGAUGACGGAGGCGCCACCCCAUACAGAGAAUACGAGAUGGAAGAUGACAAGAUCAAAUUCGAGGAGGGCGCUGGCUUUUCGCCUAUCCACACUGCGAACGCAUUUGACAAUACUGGUUCAUUGACCUCCUAUGGUGGACAAGCAUCUGCUUCUCCAACAUCACCAUUCUCCUAUGGUGCUUCUGCUGGAGGAUUUGGUGCAGCUGCUUCGCCGGGCUACGGUGCUACGUCGCCAACGUAUUCGCCAACCUCGCCAAGUUACUCUCCAACUUCGCCAUCGUACUCGCCUACAUCGCCAAGCUACUCGCCAACUUCUCCAAGUUACUCGCCAACCUCCCCAAGUUACUCGCCAACCUCGCCAAGUUACUCGCCUACGUCGCCAUCGUACUCUCCAACUUCGCCUAGUUAUUCACCAACUUCGCCAAGCUACUCGCCUACGUCGCCAUCGUACUCUCCAACUUCGCCAAGUUACUCUCCAACUUCUCCAAGUUACUCUCCAACUUCCCCAAGUUACUCGCCUACGUCGCCAAGUUACUCGCCAACUUCGCCAUCGUACUCUCCAACUUCGCCUAGCUACUCGCCUACGUCUCCAUCGUACUCGCCAACUUCGCCAAGUUACUCGCCAACUUCACCACAAUACUCACCAACCUCCCCACAUUAUUCUCCUACGUCUCCUCUGUACUCGCCAACAUCUCCACAGUACAGUCCAACGUCUCCGCAGUAUUCUCCUACGUCGCCUUCGUACUCGCCAGGUUCCCCAGCGUACUCGCCAAGCAAGCCUAAGAAGGAGGAUGAAAGCAGUGAUUAG
Australozyma saopauloensis is the source of this 5088-nucleotide messenger RNA. RefSeq names its product DNA-directed RNA polymerase II subunit RPB1 (gene RPO21). Lineage: Eukaryota; Fungi; Ascomycota; Pichiomycetes; Serinales; Metschnikowiaceae. Gene Ontology annotation, cellular component: RNA polymerase II, core complex. Gene Ontology annotation, biological process: transcription by RNA polymerase II. Gene Ontology annotation, molecular function: DNA binding. Bases 1 to 5088 code for a protein of 1695 amino acids. The transcript has a single exon. The record is from RefSeq and is a predicted model, not a curated record.